GUUCCAUCCUGCUUCAAUGCAACUAUCAGCGCCGAAAGCCAGAACUCAAAUACUCGGCUCCCGUUUAAUAACACGUUAUAGUAGCGAUGCUCUCUGAACGUGGAGUUAGGGUCGCCUUAAUUCUCAAGGAGCCGUGGAAAUUUCCUCCUAGCGAAAGCUCCUUGUACGAUAAAGAGAAAAAUCCGAACGGAAUCAUCUCACUCGCGACCGCAGAGAAUUUCUUGGUCCAUGAUACAUUAGAGGAAUAUAUAAAUAGAAAUAUAUCCAUUCCCAAAGCCGCAUUUACAUAUGCGUACGGCAGCCCCUAUUGUGCUGCGCUCACUGUUCCUAUCUCCAGGCAUAUAAACACCCAUUUCAAACCUUGCACUCCCAUCUCAUCGUCCCAUAUCGUCAUAGCCAACGGCGUCACUGCGGUGAACGACUUGUUGGGCUAUGUACUCGCUGAUCCCAAUGAUGCUAUCAUGAUUAAUCGUCCCAUUUAUGGAAAGUUUGGGCUCGACUUUGGAUGCCGAGGGGACGUGGGGGUAGUGUAUGCCGAUACAGAACCGUUGGAAGUGUUUAGUGUGGAUGUAGUGAAGAAGUAUGAGGAAGCGAUUGUGAAGGCAGAAAAAGGGGGAGUGAAAGUCCGCGCCAUGCUGAUAACCAACCCGCACAAUCCUUUAGGGCGGUGUUAUCCACCGGAAACAUUGAGGGAGUUGAUGCGCUUUUGUCAUCGGCGAAAGAUUCAUUUCAUCAGCGAUGAAAUAUAUGCACUCUCUGUUUUCGAUUCCGGGGAAACAGGUACUAUUCCAUUCACUUCAGCACUGGCCAUCGAUCCAACGGGACUGCUGGAUGAGAAUUAUAUUCAUGUCAUGUAUGGAAUGGCCAAGGACUUUUCUGCCCCUGGGCUCAAGCUUGGUUUCUUAAUCAGUAAAAAUGCAGAUGUCCGAAAGGGCGUAGCCUGUGCUAGUCGAUUCGGGAGACCCUCGGGAGUGUCGAUCGCAAUUGCUUCUCAGAUGCUGAAUGAUGAGGCAUUCGUCUCCUCAUACCUUUCCCUAUGUAGAGAAACGUUGGCCCGAACGUACAAAUUUGUCACCUCCCUGCUUCGAGAGAAUAAUAUUCCGUAUUUACCCGGAAGCAAUGCCGGUUACUUCGUCUGGAUUGAUCUAUCGGCGUUUAUUCCGCCGACCACAGAGCAAAAGCCGAUGUCAAAAACUGACCGUGAGAUUGCACUCGCCGAACGUUUCGUCGAAGCAGGUGUGUUUCUUCAGCCCGGUGACGAACAAUCCUACACACCAGGGUGGUUUCGACUUGUAUACACUCACGAAGAGGAGAUCGUGGCAGAAGGAAUUCGAAGGUUGGUUUCAAGCCUAAAGUCUCUGGAAUGGUUGUCGAAUGCGAACUUGAAUUGAAACUUAAGAUAAAUAUGGUUCAAUAAGAUUGAAGAACAUGCGACAUACGCGCGACGAGCCUGGUGGGAUCUUUUUGAGACCAAAUUGAAAACAUAACUUGUAAACCAAACGGCAGCCUAAGUUCACUCGUUACAGUUAACGUACUAGUCGGUCAUGAGAUUCUCUUCAUCCAAGGGAGGUUGCACCACAAACCAAGGAAAUGCGAUGAAAAUGAAUCGAAAUGGUCCCUUUGAUCCGUCAAUAAAUCCCCUGCGCCAGUUCCAAAAUGCCAAGUUUAGCCUUCACCGCCAUGCCUUUAAAUCGCGUGUAUGUGCAUAGAGAUCGGUGGAAAUGUACAGCGUAACUCGCACCAAUUCAACCAAGGCCUCUUAAUCUAUGAUGUUUCUAAUGCCGUCCUUCGAAUUGCCGCAAACACAGCUCUCCUUUUAAA
Molecule: messenger RNA, 1821 nt
Organism: Coccidioides immitis RS
Lineage: Eukaryota; Fungi; Ascomycota; Eurotiomycetes; Onygenales; Onygenaceae
Product: acc synthase
Exons: 8
Coding region: 87-1391 (434 amino acids)
Biological process (GO): amino acid metabolic process; biosynthetic process
Molecular function (GO): pyridoxal phosphate binding; transaminase activity
Source: RefSeq, a predicted model, not a curated record